GGGGCUGGCGCGCGCAGGCGCACGAAGGACGUAGGUGUGAGUCGCUUCUGGCGGUGCUGGAGCCACCGAGGCCGGAGAGGAGUGGCCGGAACUGCUUGAAUUUCCGUGCCUCUCAAGAAUUUUAAUUCACCAUGGAUAAUCUAUCUUCAGCAGAAAUUCAGCUGAGGGCUAACCAGGUGACUGAUGAGUCUCUGGAAAGUACAAGGAGAAUCCUUGGUUUAGCUAUUGAGUCUCAGGAUACAGGAAUCAAGACUAUCACUAUGCUGGAUGAACAAGGGGAACAACUAAACCGUAUAGAAGAAGGCAUGGACCAAAUAAAUAAAGACAUGAGAGAGGCAGAGAAGACUUUAACAGAACUCAACAAGUGCUGUGGCCUUUGUGUCUGCCCAUGUAAUAGGACAAAAAACUUCGAGUCUGGUAAGGCCUAUAAGGCAACAUGGGGAGAAGGUGAUAAGAACUCUCCUGGCAACGUAGUGUCUCAGCAACCAGGUCGAGUGAAAAAUGGCCAGCCUCAGCCAACAGCCUCAGGAGCAGCAAGUGGUGGCUACAUUACACGUAUAACUAAUGAUGCCAGAGAAGAUGAAAUGGAAGAGAACCUUACUCAAGUGGGAAGUAUCCUUGGAAAUCUGAAAAACAUGGCCCUGGACAUGGGCAAUGAGAUUGAUGCUCAAAAUCGACAAAUUGAGAGAAUCUCAGAGAAGGCUGAUACCAACAGAGAUCGAAUUGACAUUGCCAAUGCCAGAGCAAAGAAGCUCAUUGACAGCUAAAGCCACUGCUGAAUCUCUAUCAUUUGUUCACUUUUCUAGCUCCUCCUCCAAGUCACAUCCUUUUCAGAGUUUGAAAUUUUGGUUCAGUGAUCUUCUCAUUAUCAGGAGAUAAUGUGGAAGAAGUGCUAGGAAUAAUAGCUUCCCUAUUUUAUUUUUUUUUUCUUGAAGGCAGAUUCUUGCUUGCCCUUCUAGUAUUUUUUUCUCAUACUAUGAUUGGUUUUCAUACAUCAUAUACAGUAUUUUCCCCCCAUUAUCCUCAUUUACUUGAGCAGGUUCUUUUGCUUUCAAGAUUUGGAAGCACUGCCAAAGAGGCCAUAAAACAGGAAGAUGGAGGCACAAAAAGUAGAUGUUACCUCUACAGUAAAACUUGUCACAUACAAAAGAAGUUGCAUUGCCAGUUAAGAUCUGGUUGGGUUUGUUUAGUUUUUAAGUUGCAGUUGUUGCUGGUUUAGACUCAUGCUUGGUUUUGGAGCUUUUAUACACACUACUUUUGUUAUGCACUGCAACAUUGCAUUUCUCUGCUUUAAAAAAAAAAGGUUUUCUUAAAGUGAACUUAAAUUCUUUGACUGUUUGAUGAUUCAUAUAUGUACAUAGGCUCUCUGAUCCCAUUUCAUAUUGCACCAUACAGGAACACUUUGUAUAAAUGAAUGAAUAUUUUCAUAUUAUUUUUAGUAUCAUGAACCCAUUACAGGCCAAUUAACCUCAUAAAUUUGUCAUUAGUCUUUGAAAAAAAAACAUGUAAAUAUGUAUGUAUAACAUGAGAAUUUCUCAAACUGGGUUUUAAAAAUUUUGGAAAAGUUUGAAGAAGUAUAUCAUGUGAAUUCAGCUUUACCUCAUUGAAAUUUUGUGAUUAAUAAUUAAGAAUUAUGUUUAGGUAGGAAAAAAAACUUGUUUUGAUCUCAGGUAGAAAAAUUGUUUUGUGUAUUGUGUAACCUUAAACAUUUAAAAAAAAAAGCCCUAGAAUUUAUUGUUUAACUAAAAGUAAUUGAAAAUGAUGCCUUUGGUUUAUUAUCAUACUAUCAUUUUUUUAGACUUGUACGUGUUUAACAGUGUCCAAGUCUGGUUUGUUUAGAUCCUGAACAGUGUUAAAAUAAUUUAAUAAAUAUUUGUCAUUAUUAUUUAAAAACUAGUGUUUGCACACUUCAAAGCAAUUAAUGUGGAUUUGUUUGCCCAAUAGCCACUCCCAAUUCUUAUAAUUAUCUGAUUUACGAAAUUUCUUUCUCAAACAAGUAACAUGUUUCUUCCUUUACCUUUUUUUAAUUAGGAAGCUCUGUCAGUAAUAAUUUUAUCAACCUUUUAAAAAAUUGAAUAAAGAUCCAUAAAUCAACACACAGUCCAAAAUAAAAUUACCUUUAAUGUCUUUUUCAUUUUUAUUGGAUAAACAAAUAUCCUUUCUAUAAUUUGUCAUUAGGUGCAUUCGGUUCAUUUGACUUAUUUAUGGUUUAAAUAUGCUAAUGGAUGAAAGGAUAAUGUUUGUGACUGUUAAAGAAGAUACAGUUAACGUGGAACCUUCAAAGGCUGAAGAAGGAAAUGUUUGAAGUGAUACACAAUGAUGCCCUGAAGUUGCCCCAUGGUAACUGGGAUAGUUUGUUAGAACAAAGAAUAAAUUAAGCCUACCAGCAGUGAUCCCUGAGUGCAGAGACAGGAGUAAGUAAACUCUGAACACCACUGGGUGUGUCCUAAAACAACAACAGCAGCAAAAUAAAGUAUAAAUUACUGGAUGUUGUACUAUAGCUUAAUGCCUUUACUAAAAGACUUUUUCUCCCCCUUUGGCCAAUCAAACUCAGGGCCUCACAGUCAAGGCAUGCACUUUACCCUCUGAGACAUAUCACAAUCUCCUCCCCAUACCCUGCUCUCCCACCCCAAAGCAUUUAUUUUCACUUUGCUACUUAAGAUGCUUUGAACAAAAGGAAAUAGUUCUGAAGCUUCCACUGUUGUUCCACAGUAUAACUGGUUAGAAAUGUGAGGUAAUACUGCAUUUACACUCUUAGCUAGUGCUGGCAAUUGCUGGCUAAGAGACUCAUUUCUGUGCCUCAAAUUCCUUAUUUGCAAAUGGGGAAUUAUAAUUCCUAACUGAUAAUCUUUGCAAAGACUUAAUAUGCACUUAGAGCAGUGCCCAAUAUUUGUUAAGCCCUAAACACAUUAAGGCAUCUAUUUUCUGUAGGGUGGAGAGUUUUUGAGAAUAGGAAUCUC
Sorex fumeus (smoky shrew) is the source of this 2960-nucleotide messenger RNA. It is a transcript of the gene SNAP23, whose product is annotated as synaptosome associated protein 23. Lineage: Eukaryota; Metazoa; Chordata; Mammalia; Eulipotyphla; Soricidae. The record is from RefSeq and is a predicted model, not a curated record. Gene Ontology annotation, molecular function: syntaxin-1 binding; SNAP receptor activity. Gene Ontology annotation, cellular component: synaptobrevin 2-SNAP-25-syntaxin-1a-complexin I complex; plasma membrane. The transcript is spliced from 8 exons. Gene Ontology annotation, biological process: synaptic vesicle fusion to presynaptic active zone membrane; exocytosis; synaptic vesicle priming. The coding region runs from base 132 to 767 and encodes 211 amino acids.